AUGGCUGCAAUGGUGCUGGCAGCAACGCGGUUACUGCGAGGGUCGGGCUCUUGGGGUCGCUCGCGGCUGAGGUCUGGACCCGCCGCACACAGGCAGUUCAGUAGCAGUGGCGCCUAUCCCAGCAUCCCUCUCUCCUCCCCCUUACCCGGCGUACCCAAGCCUGUUUUUGCUACAGUCGACGACCAGGAGAAGUUUGAAACCAAAAUUACCACACUGGAAAACGGGCUUCACGUGGCAUCCCAAAAUAAGUUUGGGCAGUUCUGUACUGUAGGCAUUCUGAUCAACUCAGGAUCAAGAUACGAAGCAAAAUACCCCAGUGGAAUUGCUCACUUUUUGGAAAAAUUGGCAUUUUCGUCCACCGCUCGGUUUAGCAGCAAAGAUGAGAUCCUUCUUACCUUGGAAAAGCACGGAGGCAUCUGCGACUGCCAGACAUCAAGGGACACCACCAUGUACGCUGUGUCUGCUGACACCAGGGGCUUGGACACUGUGGUGGGUGUGCUGGCGGAUGCAGUCCUGCAGCCCAGGCUGACAGAUGACGAGAUGGAGAUGACGCGGAUGGCCGUGCAGUUUGAGCUGGAGGACCUCAACAUGAGGCCGGACCCAGAGCCGCUGCUCACCGAGAUGAUUCACGAAGCUGCUUACCGGGAAAACACAGUGGGCCUGCACCGCUUCUGCCCUCCAGAAAACAUAGCGAGGAUCGACAGGGAGGUCCUGCACUCCUACCUGCGGAAUUACUACACACCUGACCGCAUGGUGCUGGCUGGGGUGGGCGUCGAACACGACCACCUGGUGGGCUGUGCCCGGAAGCACCUCCUGGGCGCCCAGCCAGCCUGGGGGCACCAGGGGGCCGUGGAUGUCGACAGAUCGGUGGCACAGUACACUGGGGGCAUCGUCAAGCUGGAACGAGACAUGUCCAACGCCAGCCUGGGCCCCACCCCAAUCCCGGAGCUCACGCAUGUCAUGGUGGGCCUGGAGAGCUGCUCCUUUCUGGAGGACGACUUCAUCCCCUUCGCGGUGCUGAACAUGAUGAUGGGUGGCGGCGGCUCCUUCUCUGCCGGCGGGCCCGGCAAGGGCAUGUUCACCAGGCUCUACCUUAACGUGCUCAACAGGCACCACUGGAUGUACAACGCCACGUCCUAUCACCACAGCUACGAGGACACAGGCCUUCUGUGCAUCCAUGCCAGUGCGGACCCUCGGCAGGUUCGCGAAAUGGUGGAGAUCAUCACCAAAGAGUUUAUUUUGAUGGGUGGCACUGUGGAUGCGGUGGAGCUGGAACGAGCCAAGACCCAGCUCAUGUCCAUGCUUAUGAUGAACCUGGAGGCCCGGCCCGUGAUCUUUGAGGACGUCGGGAGGCAGGUGCUGGCGACCCGGUCUAGGAAGCUGCCCCAUGAGUUGUGCAGCCUCAUCUGUCAUGUGACGGCAGAGGACAUCAGGAGAGUGGCUUCUAAGAUGCUCCGCGGGAAGCCUGCCGUGGCUGCGCUGGGUGACCUCAGUGACCUGCCGACAUACGAGCACAUCCAGGCAGCCCUGUCCAGCCGCGACGGGCGCCUGCCAAGGACCUACCGGCUCUUCCGGUAG
Messenger RNA from Orycteropus afer afer, 1578 nucleotides. It is a transcript of the gene PMPCA, whose product is annotated as peptidase, mitochondrial processing subunit alpha. The transcript has 13 exons. NCBI's taxonomy places the organism in Eukaryota, Metazoa, Chordata, Mammalia, Tubulidentata, Orycteropodidae. The record is from RefSeq and is a predicted model, not a curated record. Gene Ontology annotation, molecular function: metalloendopeptidase activity; metal ion binding. The coding region runs from base 1 to 1578 and encodes 525 amino acids. Gene Ontology annotation, cellular component: mitochondrion.